Plasmodium gallinaceum is the source of this 870-nucleotide messenger RNA. RefSeq names its product protein transport protein SEC20, putative. Bases 1 to 870 code for a protein of 289 amino acids. The record is from RefSeq and is a predicted model, not a curated record. Lineage: Eukaryota; Apicomplexa; Aconoidasida; Haemosporida; Plasmodiidae. The transcript has 7 exons. Gene Ontology annotation, molecular function: SNAP receptor activity. Gene Ontology annotation, biological process: retrograde vesicle-mediated transport, Golgi to endoplasmic reticulum. Gene Ontology annotation, cellular component: SNARE complex; endoplasmic reticulum.
AUGAAUGAAAAUAUUGUAUCAAACUUUGUAAAAAAAAAUAAAAAUGUAGAUAAUUUUAAUAAAAUAAAUACAUUAAUAAAUCAAAUGAAACUGGUUGAUGAUAAUCUUAAAAAUUUAUUUUUAUCUGAGGAAGGUUUGAAUGAUCAUGACUCUUUUUUGUUAUUUCGCUCUAAAGUAUCUAGGAGAAUUAUUGAUUAUUCAAAUACAAUAUCGCAAUUUAACAAAAUAAUUUGUUUAGAAAAUAUUGAAAAAAACGUUAAAGAAGAAUAUGAAUAUCAUUUAAAAAAUAUAGAAAAUUAUAAGAAAAAAUUAAGUUUAUGGUGGAAUACUUGGGAAAAGGAUUAUCAUCGAUUAUGUAUGAAACUUUUUUUAAAAAAAAAAAUAAGUAAUAAUUAUAUUGAAAAUAAUGAAGAAAAAAAUAAAGAUAUGUACAAUAUAAAUUUAAAAGACACAAGAAAAAUGAUGAUAGAUGAAGUUAAUAGAAUGAAAAACGUAAAGUCAGAACUAUUAGAUUCUUCUCAAAAAUUAAAAAAACAGGAUGAAAUAUUCAAUUCUUUUGAAAUGAAAUUAAAGUCUAGUGCUCAAUUAAUAUUUUCCUUAAAAAAAAAAGCAGAGAAUGAUACAAGAUAUGUCUGGUAUUCCUUUUUUUUCUUUUUAAGUGUUUGCAUUUAUAUUAUCUUAAGAAGAUUGGGUUUCAUAAGAGCUAUAAUAGCAAUAAUUAAAUUUAUAAUUUCAAUAUUAUUUUAUAUUGGAGGGACAUCUUUUAAAUUAUAUACUUUUAUUAAGAAAAUAACUUCAAAAAAUCAGAUAGAAAGUGAAGACCUUUUAAUAAAUAUAGGAAAUGAUUCAAUAACUACUAAUGAACUAUAG